Mesitornis unicolor (brown roatelo) is the source of this 8056-nucleotide messenger RNA. It is a transcript of the gene MTOR, whose product is annotated as mechanistic target of rapamycin (serine/threonine kinase). Gene Ontology annotation, molecular function: protein binding; protein serine/threonine kinase activity; protein-containing complex binding. The record is from RefSeq and is a predicted model, not a curated record. NCBI's taxonomy places the organism in Eukaryota, Metazoa, Chordata, Aves, Mesitornithiformes, Mesitornithidae. Gene Ontology annotation, biological process: protein phosphorylation; TOR signaling; negative regulation of macroautophagy. Gene Ontology annotation, cellular component: TORC2 complex; TORC1 complex; nucleus. Bases 1 to 7536 code for a protein of 2511 amino acids. The transcript is spliced from 57 exons.
AUGUUGGGCACUGUGUCCAUUCUCCAACAAUUUGCGAAUGGCUUGAAGAGUCGCAGUGAAGAGACAAGGGCAAAAGCUGCCAAGGACUUGCAGCAUUAUGUCACCAUGGAGCUUCGCGAAAUGAGUCAGGAAGAAUCUACCAGGUUUUAUGAUCAGCUGAACCAUCACAUAUUUGAGCUGGUCUCUAGCUCUGAUGCAAAUGAAAGGAAGGGUGGCAUUCUGGCUAUAGCGAGCCUUAUUGGUGUUGAAGGAGGUAAUUCCACCCGUAUCGGCAGGUUUGCCAACUACCUGAGGAACCUCUUGCCAUCCAAUGACCCUGUUGUAAUGGAGAUGGCAUCCAAGGCUAUUGGGCGACUUGCAAUGGCUGGUGACACCUUCACAGCUGAGUAUGUGGAAUUCGAGGUGAAACGAGCUCUGGAAUGGCUGGGAGCUGACAGGAAUGAAAGUCGAAGACAUGCAGCUGUUCUUGUCCUGCGUGAGCUGGCAAUCAGUGUGCCUACCUUCUUCUUCCAACAAGUGCAGCCAUUCUUUGACAAUAUAUUUGUGGCUGUGUGGGAUCCCAAACAGGCCAUCCGAGAGGGAGCUGUUUCUGCCUUAAGAGCCUGCCUUAUUCUCACCACUCAGCGGGAGCCAAAAGAAAUGCAGAAGCCCCAGUGGUACAGACAUACAUAUGAAGAGGCUGAGAAGGGCUUUGAUGAGACUUUGGCCAAAGAGAAAGGAAUGAACCGUGAUGACCGAAUCCAUGGUGCCUUACUGAUCCUCAAUGAGCUCGUGAGAAUCAGCAGUAUGGAGGGAGAGCGCCUUAGAGAGGAGAUGGAAGAGAUCACUCAGCAGCAGCUUGUGCAUGACAAGUACUGCAAAGACCUGAUGGGCUUCAGUACAAAACCUCGUCACAUCACUCCCUUCACUAGCUUCCAGUCUCUUCAGCCCUCUCAGUCAAAUGCUUUGGCUGGUCUUCUGGGGUACAGUGCCCACCAAGGGAUCAUGGGUUUCACAACUUCACCUGUCCCGGCAAAGUCUACAUUGGUAGAAAGUCGAUGCUGCAGAGACUUAAUGGAAGAGAAGUUUGAUCAAGUGUGCCAGUGGGUUCUCAAGUGCAGAACCAGCAAAAAUUCUUUGAUCCAGAUGACGGUUCUCAAUCUGCUACCACGGUUGGCAGCUUUCCGUCCUUCAGCAUUCACAGCUGACCAGUAUCUUCCAGACACCAUGAAUCAUGUUCUCAGCUGUGUGAAGAAGGAGAAGGAGCGAACAGCAGCAUUCCAGGCAUUGGGUUUGCUUUCUGUGGCUGUGAGGUCUGAGUUUCAAGCUUACCUGCCAAAAGUCCUUGAAAUCAUAAAAGCAGCUCUUCCACCAAAAGACUUUGCCCACAAGAGACAGAAGUCUGUACAGGUUGAUGCUACCGUCUUCACCUGUAUUAGUAUGCUGGCACGAGCCAUGGGACCCAGUAUCCAGCAGGACAUCAAAGAGCUUUUGGAACCCAUGCUGGCUGUGGGCCUGAGCCCUGCUCUAACAGCUGUACUGUAUGACUUGAGUCGUCAGAUCCCCCAGCUAAAGAAAGAUAUCCAGGAUGGCCUGCUGAAAAUGCUCUCCCUUGUUCUAAUGCACAAGCCUCUGCGACAUCCAGGCAUGCCAAAGGGCCUUGCCCAUCAGCUUGCUUCCCCUAGCCUCACCAACAUCCCAGAGGCCAGUGAUGUGGGUAGCAUCACCCUUGCCCUUCGUACGCUGGGCAGCUUUGAGUUUGAAGGCCACUCUUUGACUCAGUUUGUUCGGCACUGUGCAGACCACUUUCUGAACAGCGAACACAAGGAGAUCCGGAUGGAAGCAGCCCGCACUUGCUCUCGCUUGCUCACACCUUCCAUCCACUUGAUCAGUGGUCAUGCCCAUGUUGUCAGUCAGACAGCAGUGCAGGUUGUGGCUGAUGUUCUCAGCAAACUGCUUGUUGUUGGAAUAACCGACCCAGACCCCGAUAUACGUUUCUGUGUGUUGGCUUCCCUGGAUGAGCGAUUUGAUGCUCACCUUGCCCAGGCAGAAAAUUUGCAAGCUCUUUUUGUGGCCCUGAAUGAUCAAGUAUUUGAAAUCCGAGAGCUGGCCAUCUGUACUGUGGGUCGUCUCAGCAGCAUGAACCCUGCUUUUGUUAUGCCUUUCCUGCGCAAGAUGUUAAUCCAGAUUCUAACAGAGCUGGAGCACAGCGGUGUUGGCAGGAUUAAAGAACAAAGCGCCAGGAUGUUGGGUCACCUGGUUUCUAAUGCUCCACGCCUCAUUCGUCCAUAUAUGGAGCCUAUCCUUAAGGCAUUGAUUGUGAAACUGAAAGACCCUGAUCCAGAUCCAAAUCCAGGGGUGAUUAACAACGUCUUGGCUACCAUAGGGGAGCUUGCACAGGUCAGUGGGCUGGAGAUGAGGAAGUGGGUGGAUGAGCUCUUCAUUAUAAUUAUGGACAUGCUACAGGACUCCUCCCUGCUGGCUAAAAGACAAGUGGCUCUUUGGACACUGGGUCAGCUUGUGGCCAGCACCGGUUAUGUGGUAGAACCUUACAGGAAGUACCCAACUCUACUGGAGGUGCUUCUGAACUUCCUGAAGACUGAGCAGAACCAGGGCACUCGUAGAGAGGCUAUUCGCGUGUUAGGGUUGCUGGGUGCUUUGGACCCUUACAAACACAAAGUGAACAUUGGCAUGAUUGAUCAGUCACGAGAUGCUUCAGCUGUCAGCCUCUCAGAGUCCAAAUCCAGCCAGGAUUCUUCGGACUACAGUACCAGUGAAAUGUUGGUGAACAUGGGAAACCUCCCUCUGGAUGAGUUCUAUCCAGCUGUCUCUAUGGUGGCGCUGAUGAGAAUUUUCCGAGACCAAUCUUUGUCCCAACACCACACUAUGGUAGUUCAGGCCAUCACCUUUAUUUUCAAAUCUCUUGGGCUGAAGUGUGUACAGUUUCUGCCCCAGGUCAUGCCAACGUUCCUUAAUGUAAUACGGGUUUGUGAUGGUGCCAUCCGAGAGUUCCUGUUCCAGCAGCUGGGGAUGUUGGUGUCCUUUGUGAGAAGUCAUAUCCGGCCCUAUAUGGAUGAAAUUGUCACCCUGAUGAGAGAUUUCUGGGUCAUGAACAACUCUAUACAGAGCACGAUUAUCCUUCUUAUCGAGCAGAUUGUGGUAGCUCUAGGAGGCGAAUUCAAACUUUAUCUGCCUCAGCUCAUUCCUCACAUGUUACGGGUCUUCAUGCAUGACAAUAGUCAGAGUCGCAUUGUCUCUGUCAAGCUAUUGAAUGCGAUCCAGCUCUUCGGAGCUAACUUGGAUGACUACCUUCAUUUGUUACUACCUCCCAUUGUAAAGCUGUUUGAUGCCCCAGAUGUCCCAGUUGUGGCUCGCAAAGCUGCUCUAGAAACAGUGGACCGCUUGACAGAGUCCCUGGAUUUCACUGAUUAUGCUUCACGUAUUAUUCAUCCCAUCGUGCGAACACUAGAUCAAAGCCCUGAGCUACGAACAACUGCAAUGGACACCCUCUCCUCUCUGGUGUUCCAGCUGGGAAAGAAGUACCAGAUUUUUAUCCCAAUGGUGAACAAAGUUCUGGUGCGACACAGAAUUAACCAUCAACGCUAUGAUGUUCUUAUCUGCAGAAUUGUAAAGGGCUAUACUCUUGCUGAUGAAGAGGAGGAUCCUCUGAUUUAUCAGCACCGAAUGUUGAGAAGCAACCAGGGAGAAACUCUGGCCAGUGGUCCUGUGGAAACAGGUCCCAUGAAGAAAUUGCACGUUAGCACCAUCAACCUGCAGAAGGCCUGGGGAGCAGCAAGAAGAGUUUCCAAAGAUGACUGGUUGGAAUGGUUAAGAAGACUGAGUUUGGAGCUGCUGAAAGAUUCAUCCUCACCGUCCUUGCGCUCAUGCUGGGCCCUGGCUCAGGCAUAUAAUCCCAUGGCUCGAGAUCUCUUCAAUGCUGCUUUUGUUUCAUGCUGGUCUGAACUGAAUGAAGACCAGCAGGAUGAGCUGAUCCGAAGCAUUGAGUUGGCCCUGACUUCUCAGGACAUUGCAGAAGUCACUCAGACACUGCUGAACUUGGCAGAAUUCAUGGAACACAGUGACAAGGGUCCACUGCCUUUGAGAGAUGAUAAUGGCAUUGUCCUCCUGGGAGAGAGAGCUGCAAAAUGUCGAGCAUAUGCCAAGGCCCUUCACUACAAGGAGCUGGAAUUUCAAAAGGGUCCCACCCCAGCCAUUCUGGAGUCUCUCAUCAGCAUUAAUAAUAAACUGCAACAGCCAGAGGCAGCUGCUGGGGUACUGGAAUAUGCCAUGAAGCACUUUGGGGAGCUGGAAAUUCAGGCUACCUGGUAUGAAAAGCUUCAUGAAUGGGAAGAUGCUCUGGUGGCUUAUGACAAGAAGAUGGACACAAACAAAGAUGAUCCUGAGCUGAUGCUGGGACGGAUGCGUUGCUUGGAGGCACUUGGUGAAUGGGGGCAGCUCCACCAGCAAUGCUGUGAAAAGUGGACACAGGUCAAUGAUGAAACUCAAGCUAAGAUGGCUAGGAUGGCUGCUGCUGCUGCCUGGGGUCUAGGUCAGUGGGAUAGCAUGGAAGAAUACACCUGCAUGAUCCCAAGGGACACCCACGAUGGUGCUUUCUACAGGGCUGUUCUGGCUCUUCAUCAGGACCUUUUCUCACUGGCUCAGCAGUGCAUUGACAAAGCCAGAGAUCUGCUGGAUGCUGAGCUGACUGCCAUGGCGGGAGAGAGCUACAGUCGAGCCUAUGGGGCUAUGGUAUCCUGCCAGAUGCUGUCAGAGCUGGAAGAGGUUAUCCAGUAUAAACUUGUACCAGAGCGCCGUGAGAUCAUCCGCCAGAUCUGGUGGGAAAGACUGCAGGGCUGUCAACGAAUUGUGGAAGACUGGCAAAGAAUACUGAUGGUCCGAUCUCUUGUUGUGAAUCCCCAUGAAGACAUGAGAACUUGGCUCAAAUAUGCCAGCCUGUGUGGCAAGAGUGGGAGACUGGCUUUGGCCCAUAAGACACUUGUCCUGCUCUUAGGAGUAGAUCCAUCUCGACAGCUGGAUCACCCACUGCCAACAGUACAUCCCCAAGUGACUUAUGCAUACAUGAAACAUAUGUGGAAGAGCGCCCGUAAGAUCGAUGCGUUCCAGCACAUGCAGCACUUUGUGCAGACGAUGCAGCAGCAGGCACAGCAUGCUAUUGCCACUGAGGACCAGCAGCACAAGCAGGAACUCCACAAGCUCAUGGCACGGUGUUUCCUGAAGCUGGGCGAGUGGCAGCUGAACCUGCAAGGCAUCAAUGAGAGUACCAUCCCCAAAGUCUUGCAGUACUACAGUGCUGCAACAGAGCAUGAUCGCAACUGGUACAAGGCCUGGCAUGCCUGGGCAGUGAUGAACUUUGAAGCAGUGCUUCACUACAAACAUCAAAACCAGGCCAGAGAUGAGAAGAAGAAACUCCGUCAUGCCAGUGGAGCCAGCAUCACCAGUGCUAACACUGAGGGCAGCAAUAGUGAGAGUGAUGCAGAGAGCACAGAGAACAGUCCCAUCCCCUCUCCAGUGCAGAAAAAAGUCACUGAGGUACCCUCCUUCCCUGGUUAUGUUGAAUCCAUAUCUCUGUCUCGGGGAAACAACCUACAAGACACUCUGAGGGUCCUUACUCUGUGGUUUGACUAUGGUCACUGGCCUGAUGUGAAUGAGGCUUUGGUAGAAGGAGUCAAGGCAAUCCAAAUAGACACUUGGCUGCAGGUUAUCCCUCAGCUGAUCGCGAGAAUUGACACCCCUCGGCCAUUAGUAGGACGUCUCAUUCAUCAGCUCCUCACAGAUAUUGGACGGUACCAUCCCCAGGCCUUGAUCUAUCCUUUGACUGUGGCUUCUAAAUCUACAACCACUGCUCGUCACAAUGCUGCGAAUAAGAUCUUGAAGAACAUGUGUGAGCACAGUAACACCCUGGUGCAGCAGGCAAUGAUGGUGAGUGAAGAGCUAAUCCGUGUAGCCAUCCUAUGGCAUGAGAUGUGGCACGAAGGUUUGGAGGAAGCAUCUCGUCUAUACUUUGGAGAAAGGAAUGUGAAGGGAAUGUUUGAGGUGCUGGAACCACUUCAUGCCAUGAUGGAGCGUGGGCCUCAGACUUUAAAAGAGACAUCUUUCAAUCAGGCCUAUGGCAGAGAUCUAAUGGAAGCUCAGGAGUGGUGCAGAAAGUACAUGAAAUCAGGAAAUGUCAAAGACCUAACUCAGGCUUGGGAUCUCUAUUACCAUGUGUUCCGGCGUAUCUCAAAGCAGCUGCCUCAGCUCACCUCUUUGGAACUACAGUAUGUGUCACCAAAACUCUUAAUGUGCCGGGACCUGGAAUUGGCAGUGCCAGGAACGUAUGAUCCCAACCAGCCCAUCAUACGCAUUCAGUCCAUUGCGCCCUCACUGCAGGUCAUCACCUCCAAGCAGCGGCCCAGGAAGUUAACAUUAAUGGGAAGCAAUGGACAUGAGUUUGUAUUCCUUCUGAAAGGUCAUGAAGACCUUCGCCAAGAUGAGAGAGUGAUGCAGCUUUUUGGGUUGGUAAAUACUCUGCUAGCAAAUGACCCAACUUCUCUUCGGAAAAACCUCAGCAUCCAGAGAUAUGCUGUUAUUCCACUGUCUACAAAUUCAGGCUUAAUUGGUUGGGUCCCCCACUGUGACACACUGCAUGCACUCAUCCGAGACUACAGAGAGAAGAAAAAGAUCCUGCUCAACAUUGAACAUCGCAUCAUGCUGAGGAUGGCUCCAGAUUACGACCACCUGACUCUGAUGCAGAAAGUAGAAGUAUUUGAACAUGCUGUCAACAACACAGCUGGUGAUGACCUUGCCAAACUGCUGUGGCUGAAAAGUCCGAGCUCAGAGGUGUGGUUUGACAGAAGAACAAACUACACUCGUUCACUAGCUGUGAUGUCAAUGGUUGGGUACAUUUUGGGCCUUGGGGACAGACACCCCUCCAAUCUGAUGUUAGACAGACUGAGUGGAAAGAUCCUGCAUAUCGACUUUGGGGACUGUUUUGAGGUUGCCAUGACAAGAGAAAAGUUCCCUGAGAAGAUUCCAUUUAGGUUAACAAGGAUGCUGACAAAUGCUAUGGAGGUGACGGGCCUCGAUGGCAAUUACCGAAUCACCUGUCACACGGUGAUGGAAGUCCUGCGCGAACACAAGGACAGUGUCAUGGCUGUGCUUGAAGCCUUUGUGUAUGAUCCGUUAUUGAACUGGAGGCUAAUGGACACAAAUACAAAGGGCAAUAAGCGCUCACGAACAAGAACAGACUCCUACUCAGCUAGUCAGUCCGUAGAAAUGUUGGACAGUGUGGAAUUGGGUGAGACAGCCCAUAAGAAAACUGGGACCACAGUGCCUGAAUCUAUCCAUUCCUUCAUAGGAGAUGGUCUAGUGAAGCCAGAAGCUCUAAAUAAGAAGGCAAUUCAAAUCAUCAACAGGGUUCGAGAUAAGCUCACUGGUCGAGACUUCUCUCAUGAUGAAACUCUUGAUGUACCCACACAAGUGGAAUUGCUCAUUAAGCAAGCUACUUCUCAUGAGAAUCUGUGCCAGUGCUACAUUGGAUGGUGUCCUUUCUGGUAACAGAAGAUUCCAAAUUAUCCACAGCCUUUUAUUCUGGAGGCUUUUGCACUCCAAACUUGCUCUUCUACAAACACAAACUGGACUGAAAUACAGCCUUUGUCAAAUAUUUUGAAAUGUAAAUGAAAAGAGUUAUUGUAUAUUGAAAGUUGGUUUAAACCAAUGUAUAGCUGCUGUUGAAAAAAACCACGAGCUGUCUGAAACACAACGCUUGAUUUGGGUUUCCAGGACAGAGAAGACUGAUUGUACCACAGAUGUCUAUGGUUCCACUUGGUCUUUGGGGAACUGGUGAUCCAUUGAAAAUAACUGUAUACGGGUUUUGACUUCCUUUGCAAUGUAACUAAGUCAUUUGCAGACUCAUUAUUACCCUGGUCAGUCCUAUUGGUGUGGCUGCAGUGAGCUCAAUGCACUUGUGCAGGAAGCCUCAUUUAGGUUUUGGGGCGAGCUGGAUAAGUUGGAAAGAGAGAAGCAGAAUUUUACCAUUGUUUCAUCCUAGUACCUUGUUUUCAAACUCGAUUUUUGC